AUGACCGACUCUUUCCCCGCGACCAUCUCCGGACCAACAUCCAAGGAGCGCAAGUAUGAUCGUCAACUCCGAUUAUGGGCAGCAACAGGCCAACAAGCCCUUGAAGAUGCAAGAGUAUUGCUCGUGAACUCUGAUGGUCCUCUCGACUUCAGUAACACCGGCGUUACGGGUGUCGCGGGAGUGGAAGCGCUCAAGAACUUGGUCCUACCCGGCAUCGGAGGAUUUACCAUCGUGGACCCGGCAACAGUCACAGAAGCUGACCUGGGAGUUAAUUUCUUCCUUGAGGAAGACUCUCUCGGAAAAUCCCGUGCUGAUGAAACAUGUCGGUUGCUACGAGAAUUGAAUCCCGAUGUGCAGGGGUAUUCUUAUUCCAAGCCUAUCACGGAUCUCCUGACAGAUCCGGAUUUUCUCCCUCGGCACAAGCUGGUCAUUAUCUCUGGCCCAACUAAGCACUCUACUUUGGAGCUACUCUGCAAAAGGGCACAGGAGCUGGAUAUUCCGGUGCUGUACAUCCACUCAAUCGGAUUCUGCUCGACUUUCUCUUUGCAAUUACCUGCUGAGUUCCCCAUUGUGGAAACACACCCAGAUCCGGAGUCAACACAAGAUCUUCGUCUCUUGAACCCUUGGCCUGAGCUUGCCGCCGCUUCCGAAUCACUAGGUGACCUGGAAAGCAUGGAUGACCAUCAGCAUGGCCACGUGCCAUAUAUCUUACUUCUUCUGCGGUUCCUUAAGCAAUGGAAAGAGUCACACGGAGCUAUGCCAGACAACUACAAAGAAAAGACCGCAUUCCGCGAAUUUGUGCGUUCAAAAAUACGCACAAAGAACCCCGAAGGUGGCGAGGAGAAUUUCGACGAGGCCGUUGCCGCUGUUCUGAAAACUAUUUCGCCCUUUAGCCUGCGAAGCUCGAUCCGCGAGAUCUUCGAGAUGGAACAAUGCCAGCAGUUGAGCACCGGAUCUGCCGAUUUCUGGGUUAUCGCAUCUGCCAUUCGUACUUUUUAUAACGCGCACGGUGUGCUCCCUCUACCAGGCUCACUGCCUGACAUGAAAGCCCAGUCGGCGGACUAUGUCGCCCUGCAGAAUAUUUACAAGACCAAAGCGCGACAAGACGUGGAAGAAGUGACCGCAACAAUCCGUCAACUGGAAUCCGAACUCGGACGCACCAUUCCCAUUCUUGAUCGCGAGGUCGAAGUGUUCUGUAAAAAUGCCGCGCACAUCAAGGUUGUUCGCGGACGGGGGAUCCCUCAAAUAAAUGAAAAAACCGAUUCUGCCACUUUUAAGGCUUUGCGCAGUGGACUUGGAAUGCCCGGUGCCCUGGCAUCCAUUUUCAUCGCAUGUCAGAUUCUCGAUGCUGUCGUUGAUGAGAUUCAGAGUAACCCGAGAAAGAGCCACCUUUCUAUCGACGAUAACGGUCUCUGGAGCGCGCAUAAAGAGCGCAUUUUGGCUUUAAUUACUCGCGACGAAUCGACAACCCUUGAUGAGGAGGCGCAGAAGAGCAUCGACAAUGCUAUCCAAGAGAUUCGCCGUGCUGAAGGCGGCGAGCUGCACAACAUUGCGUCGCUGACUGGUGGCUUGGUGGCGCAAGAGUCGCUUAAGGUGUUGACGAGGCAGUACGUGCCUUUAGACAAUACGUGUGUUUUUGAUGGAGCUCGCAGUCGGAGUGAGAUGUACCGGUUUUAG
Penicillium odoratum is the source of this 1677-nucleotide messenger RNA. Its product is annotated as NEDD8-activating enzyme E1 regulatory subunit. Gene Ontology annotation, molecular function: NEDD8 activating enzyme activity. Gene Ontology annotation, cellular component: cytoplasm. The transcript has 2 exons. NCBI's taxonomy places the organism in Eukaryota, Fungi, Ascomycota, Eurotiomycetes, Eurotiales, Aspergillaceae. The coding region runs from base 1 to 1677 and encodes 558 amino acids. Gene Ontology annotation, biological process: protein neddylation. The record is from RefSeq and is a predicted model, not a curated record.